Amphimedon queenslandica is the source of this 903-nucleotide messenger RNA. Its product is annotated as DDRGK domain-containing protein 1-like. Gene Ontology annotation, molecular function: ubiquitin-like protein ligase binding. The coding region runs from base 43 to 882 and encodes 279 amino acids. The record is from RefSeq and is a predicted model, not a curated record. The transcript is spliced from 6 exons. NCBI's taxonomy places the organism in Eukaryota, Metazoa, Porifera, Demospongiae, Haplosclerida, Niphatidae.
UGGGUGGGGCUGAACCACCCAUAAUACUGAACUUUAUCAAAGAUGGAUCCUCUAUUGUGGUUGUCUGCCGCUGCCAUUGUUGCUGCUAUCCUCGUUUCAAUCCCUUUACUGCAAAGACUGUUUCUUGGAAAGAGAGAAGAACCUGUUCAAGAUGGCAGAGAUGAUGGUAGAGUUGAGAAUGAGCCGGUGAUAAUUGGUAGAGGAAGAAGAGCUAGGAGGCAGCAACAGGAAGGAGAAGAGAGAGGAGGAGAAGGAGAGGGAGAGAGAGAGGAAGCUGGAGAAAACGAGGAAGGAGGAGAUUUCGAGUUAGGUAAAAAGAUUGGGACAAAGAAGAGACGAAAGUUGCAAGAAAAGGCAGAAAAGAAAGCACUAAGAGAACAAGAACAGGCUCUAAGGGAGGAUGAGAAGAAGAGAGAAGCUCGUCGAGUGGAGGAAAUGAAGAAAAGGGAAGAGGAGGAGGAGGCCAUGAGACUUAAGAAGGAGAAAGAAGAGAAGGAGAGAAAAGAGUUACAAGAGAAACAGGAAGAGGAGGAGUACAUGAAACUAAAGGCCAGCUUCAUUGUUGAAGAGGAAGGCUUUGUUGAUGAAGGUUUGACAGACACAUCUCUGGCUGAAUUCAUUGACUACAUUAAAACUGCUAAAGUUGUUUACAUGGAAGAAGUUGCGGCUCAGUUUGGUCUAAAGACUCAAGUUGUUAUUGAGCGAAUACAAACCCUUCAGUCAUCAGGUGAACUGACCGGAGUGAUUGAUGACAGGGGAAAGUUUAUUUAUAUAACAAUGGAUGAACUCAAGAGUGUCGCUAAGUUUAUGAAGCAAAGAGGACGAGUAUCUCUCACUGAACUAGCUCAGUCGAGCAAUAAUCUUAUUAAAGUUCAGAGUUAAUCAAUAAUUUUAAUUACAGUA